AAAAUAUGAAGGAAGAUGAUCUCGGUUUAAAAAAUGAGAGAUUCAGGGUUAUUUAUGACACAUUGAAAACUUAAGUCACAAGAUCGGAAACAAGAGAAACUCGUAAGGAGUUACAUGUGAUAUUCUUCUAGGAGUCAAUAGAUCCCGGGGAGCUUUUGGUCGAGAGAGACGGAAAGAGUCAGAGAGAGAAUAUGGGAAGAGAAGUAGCGGAGAGCUGUGUAGACACUAUGUUGAUGGAGAUGGUGGCUAUGUACAGUGCUCGAUUCUACGCUAACAAACCUGAACUCGCCGCGAGGAGGAUCGAGGCCAUUGGUUAUCAGGUCGGCCACCAGCUCUCCGAGAGGUACACUAUGGAAAGACCACGGUUCAGUGACCAUUUAGAGGCAAUCAAGUUUAUCUGCAAAGACUUCUGGUCUGAGGUCUUCAAGAAGCAGAUUGAUAAUUUAAAGACAAACCACCGGGGUACUUUUGUAUUGCAAGACAACAAGUUCCGGUGGUUGUCUCGUGUCUCAAUUGACCCUUCAUCAGAGAAAGAAACUGAAGAUCCGUCUACUCCAGGGGAAAGCAAAGCAGCACAAGCGGUGAGCAUGUACCUGUAUUUCCCAUGCGGGAUCAUAAGAGGUGUCCUCUCCAACUUGGGGAUACCUUGUGCUGUCUCCGCAGACAUAUCAAGCCUUCCCACAUGCUCUUUCGUGAUUCGGGUCAAGGCUUGAUUCUGCAUUUAGCAGGAAUUCGUCCGGCUUUAGAUUCCAGCUCGGCUUUAUACUUUCAUGGAAGAUAGAUUCUUCGGACCUGUGAUGUAACUAAAAACCCGUUGCUGUUUUAGUUGAUGAUACACGUUAGCCUUUUGGUAAAGAAACAGUGCAAGGCUUUGGUUUCAUGUUGGAAAUCACUUUUGUUUUGUUUUUUUUAUUGGCCUGUUUAAUGUAAAUUUUUAUUGA
Capsella rubella is the source of this 941-nucleotide messenger RNA. Its product is annotated as trafficking protein particle complex subunit 6B. The coding region runs from base 192 to 713 and encodes 173 amino acids. The record is from RefSeq and is a predicted model, not a curated record. The transcript has 4 exons. Lineage: Eukaryota; Viridiplantae; Streptophyta; Magnoliopsida; Brassicales; Brassicaceae. Gene Ontology annotation, cellular component: TRAPP complex; cis-Golgi network; trans-Golgi network. Gene Ontology annotation, biological process: regulation of GTPase activity; endoplasmic reticulum to Golgi vesicle-mediated transport.